This is a messenger RNA of Coregonus clupeaformis (lake whitefish), 1601 nucleotides long. RefSeq names its product junctional adhesion molecule 2A-like. Lineage: Eukaryota; Metazoa; Chordata; Actinopteri; Salmoniformes; Salmonidae. Gene Ontology annotation, cellular component: tight junction; protein complex involved in cell adhesion; cell surface. The transcript is spliced from 10 exons. The coding region runs from base 255 to 1133 and encodes 292 amino acids. The record is from RefSeq and is a predicted model, not a curated record. Gene Ontology annotation, biological process: leukocyte tethering or rolling.
UUGGCCGAAAUACACAGACAAAAAUCCUCCUCGAGGACAAAACGUUUGCCAACUAUAGACAAAACCACAGACGCUUGUGUCGUGGUGAGCGCGCGCUGAGUAUCUCCGCAAGAUGAGAUGGUCUCCAUCGGGAGCGCGCACAUAGAAAACUUCAAGAACUUCUGAAAGUCUGGAAAUUCAUCAGUCUUGUCUGGAGCGUAAGUUCUCAGACACUCAAACAUCAUUCUAGGAUAUUUCAAUUCACUGGAAGAACUAUGGACAGCAUGGGAAUUUUGUCUCUUAUCCUCUUCGUCUUGGUGCAGAGUCCUGCCUCCCUCUCUCUGACAGUGAGCACCCGUAAGGCCAAAGUGGUGGUCCAUGAGAACACAGACGCUGUGCUAUCCUGUCAGUUCAAGACAGAGAAGGAGACUAACCCUCGUAUCGAGUGGAAGAAGAAAGGGAAGGACAUCACCUUUGUUUAUUUCAAUGGCAAAUUCAGCGGAUCCUUUGCAGGUCGGGCCAAGAUCGAGGGGGCGACGGUGACGCUGCACGCCGUUACCCAGAAGGACUCUGGGCUGUACCGCUGUGAGGUCAGUGCUCCAGCAGACCACACCAACCUGGGAGAGAUUAACGUCACCCUCAACGUACUGGUGCCCCCCCACACCCCGUCCUGUGAGGUGCCCAGCUCAGUGCUGUCUGGGGUAGGGGUAGAGCUCCACUGUAAGGACAAACUCAGUGUACCCCCUCCUACCUACAUCUGGUACAAAGACAACAAGGCCCUGAGCACCACACACACAACUGACACCUCCUUUAGCAUGGACACUGACAAGGGAACACUGAAGUUCAAGAGUGUGUCCAAGGCCGACUCAGGCCAGUACCGCUGUGAGGCAUCCAACAGCGUGGGGGCGCCCAAGAGCUGUGUGGCCCAUCACAUGAAGGUCAUAGAAUAUGAGUUGAGUAUGACGACACUGAUAGCCGGAGCUGUAGGUCUCUUCCUGCUCAUUGUCAUGUGCUGCCUGGGUGUGUGUCUCUGUCAUCGACGGGGCUGCUGCAAAAAGAAGGAGCACAAAGGAAGAAGCACCAACUCCUACAAUCCACCUCCUCCCACCAGAAACCCCAAGAACUACGAACACACCCAGUCCUUCAUGAUUUGAGGGUUUCCUCUGUAAAGCUUGAGGCAGUGAUAUCACUGUUCAAAAGCUUGAAGCCCAAAUCAAAGCUUGAGGCAGUGAUAUCACACAACCCCCCACACACACACACUGGGUGGAUGGAUGGAUGAAUGAAGAGAUUGUGCAACAGACAUAUUUUAGCUUGCUUACACCACCUAGUGGCCAAAGGAUGAAGCACAAUUAUAUAUUUUUCACAGAAAAAAUGUCACAUGCUGUACCCUUCUAUUUGUGUGCUUUAUAGCAAAUUCUGCUCUUUAUAUGACUGUAUUGAGAAGCAAUGACGUGUAUUAUUAUUGUUGUUUUACAGAGAUGCUUUUAUAAUUAUGUUUUUUAAGUAUUUGUUUGCGGCUUUGGAUGUAGCCGACAGGGUUUUUGUGUGAUGAAGGAUAUGUGACUGUAUGCACUGACUAUUUUUAGAUAGCUUGUUUUUAAUUAAAGUUAUUUUACCACAUG